AUGAAGACCAGCGCUUCCAUUACCCUUGCCUCCCUGCUGCUUCAUGCGGGGAUCGUCCUGGCUGGACCGGUCCUCGCAGCCGACGACCUCUUGUCAUUGCGACAUUCGAGGUUGAGGAAGCGUGCUGAGUGUGGUCUUGGGAUUGGCUCAUGCAAUGCUGGAGACUGUUGUUCGGAGAGUGGCUUCUGCGGUACAGGAGGUGACUUUUGUGGCGGCUCCGCCUGUCAACUCGAGUAUAGCGACUCGUGUGAUACCUUCUUCGGACCAAGUGGUAGCAGCACGGAAAGCGUUUCUCGCCCAAAGAUUGGUAACGUCCCGUAUGGAAGCGUCAUCACCACUUGCACAACACCCGGUGUGAUUGCUCUCACAUUCGACGAUGGUCCUCUUGACUACACCAACGAUCUUCUGGAUCUCUUGGACGAAAGAAAUGUCAAGGCAACCUUCUUCGUGGCUGGUAACAACAGGGGCAAGGGUCAUAUUGAUGACUCGUCCAACCCAUGGCCCGCUGUGAUGAGACGCAUGUACGCUGCAGACCAUCACAUUGCCAGCCACACCUGGACCCAUCGCAAUCUCAACGAGGUCAACAGCACCAUCCGACGAUCUGAGAUAAUCUACAACGAAAUGGCCUUCCGUAACCUUUUUGGCUGGAUCCCGACCUACAUGCGUGCACCCUACCUGGAAUGCAACACUGGAUCUGGAUGCCUCGAGGAAAUGUCCGACCUUGGCUACCAUGUCGUGGAUCAGAACGUGGACACCAAGGACUACGAAAAUGACAGCCCUCAGUUGAUCCAGAACUCAAAGAAUAGAUAUUCUGCGGGCAUCUCUUCUAACUCGAACAGCAACCAGUACAUCAUCCUUGCACAUGAUGUGCAUGAGCAGACCGUCCAGAACCUGACGGCCUACAUGAUUGACACCGCUCAAGACCGUGGUUACAGGCUGGUAACAGUAGGAGAGUGCCUGGGUGAUCCUCGGGAGAACUGGUACCGACCUGCGUCUCGAGGUCGAGAUGUCACGUCGACUUCGGAAUCUGCUACUCCAACUCGAACGACGCCUCCUACUGUGUCUAUGCCCACAAGCACGGCGAGUCCCACAGGUGGCCUCACUAUUUCUCCCAAUCAGAGAUGCGGUGGAAACACAGGCUAUACUUGCCAGGGGUCCUCGUUCGGAAGCUGCUGCUCCUGGUACGGCUAUUGCGGCUCGAGCGAGAGCUACUGCGGAACGGGCUGCGACGCAGACUUUGGCUCGUGCUCUCCUCCCGAUAGUGGACAUGUCCACGACACUACCAACGGUCUUUGUGGGCCUGGAGUCAAAGCAACUUGCGAAAACUUCGGAGCCAAAACCUGCUGCUCCCAAUACGGAUACUGCGGCAACAGUGCUACCCAUUGCGGAACGGGCUGCCAGGGCGACUUUGGCCAGUGCAGUUGA
Fusarium sp. VM40 is the source of this 1425-nucleotide messenger RNA. The record is from the annotation of a GenBank genome assembly. Lineage: Eukaryota; Fungi; Ascomycota; Sordariomycetes; Hypocreales; Nectriaceae.